This is a messenger RNA of Fusarium odoratissimum NRRL 54006, 1867 nucleotides long. RefSeq names its product synaptosomal-associated protein, 23kDa. Gene Ontology annotation, cellular component: SNARE complex; plasma membrane. Bases 278 to 1549 code for a protein of 423 amino acids. Gene Ontology annotation, molecular function: SNAP receptor activity; syntaxin binding. Gene Ontology annotation, biological process: vesicle fusion; exocytosis. The transcript is spliced from 2 exons. The record is from RefSeq and is a predicted model, not a curated record. Lineage: Eukaryota; Fungi; Ascomycota; Sordariomycetes; Hypocreales; Nectriaceae.
CAAUACUUUUAGACCCAGGUGAGUUUCGACGUUCAAGUGGAGGGGUCAGGGGACACCGCCCAGGCUAAGCCCAGGGUCCGUUCUCCCCAAUAACCCACCGGUACCUAAAGUUAGUACUGCAGGAAACCACUAUCGGUCCUCUCAUAAGGCAGCAAUACCAUCCUCUUCUCCUUUCAGCCCUUGCUUUCAUAAUUCUCUAUUUCCUUUCUCACUAGCACAAUUUACCGUGACAGCUCGAUAUCAUCUCAAUCCCGUCCCACAGUCAACAAAUCUUGCCAUGAAGAAGUUUGGCUUUGGAAAGAAAGGCGAUGAUGGUGAUGACGCCAACCGCCACGCCCUCUUUGGUCGCAAGAAGUCGUCUCAAUCUAGUUCCUCUGAGAACCCUUACGCCAAACAAGGCGGAAAAGACCCCUAUGCCGACGAUGCAAAGUAUGCCAACGUAACCCCUUAUCAGCAAGCCCGCGCUGGUCUCAACAACGGCCCUGGCGCUCCUGGCGCCCAGGCUCCGAAUUCCUACGGUGCUCCCGCUCCUGCACAAGGAAGCUUCAACUCUCAGCCCCAGCCUCCGAGCGGAUACGGUGCUGACCGAUACGGAUCCGGCGGCGGCUACGGUGGAAAUCGAUAUGGCGACUCUGCUCCUCAGAACAGAUACAACAGCCCCGGCCCAGCUGCUGGUGCAAGAGGCCCCGGUGGCUAUGGUGGUUUUGGACCGAGUGAGCCUGACACCAACAGAGACAACUUGUUCGCUGGUGCUCAGGAACGCCAGGCCCAGAAGCAACAACCUACCAACAACGGUCCACAGUCAGGAGCCGACGGCGGCUCGUACGGCGGUUAUGGUGAGGAGCGCGAGUUGACCGCUGAGGAGCAAGAAGAAGCUGAAUAUCAAUAUAUUCUGGCGGAGAAGCGACAACUUCAGCAGGACAGUGCAUCCUCAGUCAGCCGGUCGGUACAAAUGGCUCGGCAAGCCAACGAAGUCGGUCGCGCCACCCUAGCUCGCCUGGGAGCUCAAGGAGAGCGAUUGAACAACACGGAAAAGCAUCUUGAUCUAGCUGCCAACCAGAACAAGAUUGCUCAAGACCGGGCUGCCGAACUCAAGACACUCAACGGAAGUAUGUUUGCUGUGCAUGUCAGCAACCCUUUUACCUCCAAGCAACGAAAGCAAAAAGCGGACGAUGAGGUCAUGGCACGCCAUCGAUCUGAACGAGAACAACGAGAAGCCACCCGCCGUGAUGGUUUCCAAGCCAACCAGCGCAUGGAAGGCAACUUCAGAGACAUGAACACCGUGGGCCGGCCACGACAGCAACCUCGUAAGAAGGAAUACGGCAAAUAUAACCUUGACGAUGAGGAGGGAGCGGAUGAGCUUGAGGACCAGAUCGAUGAUGGCAUCACCGAGCUUGAGGGCCAAGUGUCCAUGAUGAAUAUGGUCGGCAGAGCUAUUGGCAAGGAGGUUGACUCGCAGAACAAGCAGAUCGACCGUAUUAUGAACAAGAGCGAUGCUGUUGACGAUGCCACGAGAAUGAACCGAGAACGAUUGGCCCGUAUCAAGUAAAGGGCAAUUGAUAACACGAUGAUACACAGCAACUGUGUUGGGAUAGGGGAGGAUUAGCACGUCGGGAUUUAAUAUGUCUAUUUAGACGUUUCCAUUACAGAACUGCAGGUUAAGUCCUGUCUUGGUCGUGAUCAAUUGUAUAAACCAACUCAAAAGAAUCCGGGUUUUGGAGCAUUCUAAGGGACAUGUAUACAUGAAAAUCGAAUCACUGUUUAAUCGUCUAAGAAGACGGAUAUUGAUGCUUGCGGGAUUUUGAAACCAUGUAUUAGGCGUCUAAGGUAUCGUAUGCCGCCUCUGAAUCUUGACUUCGUCGACGAG